GAGGCGGUGCUACAGCCUUACAGAAGGAGAGAGAUGCUUGGAAACCUAACAGUAGUGCCCAUCAAGGUUCCUCAGGUCAGCUCUCUACAGCGGCUGUCUGGACAGACCUCCACUGCUCUACCUCAGGUUCAGCCAAAGAGUGUGAUCCCAGCCAGCCUCCUCCUCAGCCACAGCCCUGUGUCUCUCCUCAAUGAGCAGCCAGCCAGCCUCCUCCUCAGCCACAGCCUCCAGAGAGCUACCGCUGUAGUCAGCCCUAAGAGCCACGCCCACAGCUUUAACCAAACCCACAGCUCUAGCCACACCCUCACCCAGAGCCACACCCUCACCCAGAGCCACACCCUCGGCCCGGCCCUGCCUACAGCCAACAGCACGUUCAGCCCAGAACGCCUCUCCAUAGGUCAGGAAGACACAGCCACCUGCAUAACCUCCUCACCCCCUCCCCUGGCCCAGACCCUGGCCUCUCCCCUGGCCCAGACCCUGGCCUCUCCCCUGGCCCAGACCCUGGCCUCUCCCCUGGCCUCUCCCCUGGCCCAGACCCUGGCCUCUCCCCUGGCCCAGACCCUGGCCCAGACCCUGGCCUCUCCACCCUGGCCUCUCCCUUGGCCUCUCCCCUGGCCCAGACCCUGGCCUCUCCCCUGGCCCAGACCCUGGCCUCUCCCCUGGCCCAGACCCAGUCUCUCUCCCUGGCCCAGACCCAGUCUCUCUCCCUGGCCCAGACCCAGUCUCUCUCCUGGCCCAGACCCAGUCUCUCUCCCUGGCCCAGACCCUGGCCUCUCCCCUGGCCCAGACCCAGUCUCUCCCCCGGCCCAGACCCAGUCUCUCUCCCCGGCCCAGACCCAGUCUCUCUCCCCGGCCCAGACCCAGUCUCUCUCCCUGGCCCUAGCCUGGCCUGGAGGCCUCUCCACCAUCUCUCCCACCUCUACCAGCAGCAACAGCAGCAGCCCAACAGCCACGUCAGCCUCAGUAGCCCCCGGUGUGACCUUCUCCAUCAUCUCUGCCUCGCCGCCCGCCGAUACCGGGAAUAACAGGGUGUGGACCAUCAGUGAGGCAGUCAAGGUCCGGCCACUGAUCUUCAGCACUGACAAUAAGUUGAAAAUAAUCCAGUCGGAGGCUGAGACCCCCAGCUCCUCCCAGGACUCCCCAGGAGGACCCCAGGGGGCCGACAGCCCCUCACAGGAUGACCCCUCCGUCACCUCGACCACCAACCCCUCCACCUCUCCCUCCUCUACACCAGCCAAGCAGAAGCAGAAGGAUGAGGACCCAGAGAAAAUGUCCUUCAUGGUGGCUCUUGGCCUGGUCACUACAGAGACCCUGGAAGAGAUCCAGAUCAAGAGACAGGAGAGGAAGAGACGAAGCACAGCCAACCCAGCCUACAGCGGCCUGGUCCAACCAGAGCGUAAACGCCUUGCAUCAAAUUACCUGGACAACCCACUCUUCCUAUCUGUGAGAGCCACUGGGGACUACAGAUGGAAGGAAGAGCUGGAGCAUGACGACCACUGCUCUGUGUGUAAGGAGGAAGGAGAGCUGCAGCUGUGCCAUAACUGCCCCAGAGCCUACCACCCUGACUGCCUGCACCCACCUCUCAGAACACCGCCCCGGGGGGUGUGGGUCUGCACCAAGUGUCAGAAGAAGGUUCUAAACAAAGGGAAUAUGUCGUGGCCACAGAACUUCGUCCAGUCCUAUGUUACACACAAGACGGUGAGAGAGGGGAAGAGGAGUUUGCUCAGGAGGAAUGUAGAGCUGAAGAAGGAGUGUGCUCACCUGGAGGAGCAGGACCAACAACUCAGCAAGUCCCUCACGAAGGUGAUGGACGCGCGGGAGCGUCUGAUUGGUCGACAGAGGGACACCCAGUCCUCCCUGGAGCGUCUCAAGGCUGUGAUUCGUCUGAUCCAAAGAGACCAGAUGAUCCAGGUUACCAUGACGGCCACCGCCACCACCACCGGAGUGUCCCUGCUCUCCCUGCCCUGGAUCAAACCCUCCGGCACCGCCGCUGCCACACACACAGUGCCCCCUGCUGGACCGUCUAUGCUACUGCAGCAGAAGACUCUGGUCAUGCCGCAGUCUCAGACACAGAGCCAGGCCCAGAGCAACGUCUGAGCUCUAGUAGUACCACCCCAGCCCACCUGGGGGCGCAGUUCAAGGAUGCGCCCCGAAUGGCACUCUAUUCCCUAUAUAGCGUAGAACUUUUAAUAAAGGACCCAUAGGAGGAAGUUUCAAAGGUAUGUCAAUUUGAUAUCAGAGCCCUGGUCUAAAGUAGUGCACUAUAUAGGGAAUAGGGCUCUGGUCUAAAGUAGUGCACUAUAUAGGGAAUAGGGCUCUGGUCUAAAGUAGUGUACUAUAUAGGGAAUAGGG
Salmo salar (Atlantic salmon) is the source of this 2352-nucleotide messenger RNA. The record is from RefSeq and is a predicted model, not a curated record. NCBI's taxonomy places the organism in Eukaryota, Metazoa, Chordata, Actinopteri, Salmoniformes, Salmonidae.